AUGUCUGAGACAUCAACGUGCCCUCUUAACAAUUUCUUUGAAAUAGAUGAAGAAAAUGAUUUAGAUGAAUUAAAGUCUAAAGAUACUGAUAUAUAUAGAGAAAGUUUUUUAACAUAUAUUUAUAAGCAAUUUGAAUUUUGCUGUACCAAUUUUUUUGAUGAAUUUGAAGGAAAAAAAAAAAAAAAAAAUAAUACAAAAAGGAAUUAUUUACAAGAUUAUAUCAAAAAAAAUAAAGUUUCUGAAUUCAAUGUCUUUGAUAAAAUAAUUAAAAGAAAUGAGGACAUAAUAAACGAAGUACCUUUGGAUUCGAAGUAUUUUAGCCCACAUGCCGACUGGUGUGAGUGUGCACAUGAAUUAGACAUAGAACUAAAAGAGAAAGAAGUGGAAUUCUGUAUUUUUAACUUCUUUUUAAAAAUGUAUAGAUCUGAACCAAGAGACAAAGAUUUAAUUUUGUCUACUAUUUUAGAAUGCUUAGAUAAUAAAAAAGAUUUUAAAAUAAAAUACAAUGCUAUGAAGAGCAAAAUGAACUUUUUAAAAGAAAUAAAAAGUAUUGAAACAAGUAAUUUUAAAGAGACUAUAAACGAGUUAAUUAACACGAUUGAAAAUACAGAUUUUAUUCAUGUUAACGAUAAUGAAAAUUUUUAUUUUAAAUUAUAUAUUAUAAUAAAAAUUAAAUAUCAAUAUGGUAUUUAUAUAUUUAAUUGUGAUGAAACAUAUGACAUUAUAGUAAUAGAUUUUAAUACUUAUAAUGAUAACAAGCCCAAAAUAUUGAGUUUUUAUACUCUCAGAAAAUUCAUAUCAUUUUUAAAUAGUAUACAUGCAAUUCAUUUUAAUGAUAAAAAUGUGCAUGACUCAUUUCCUAUUUUUUUUUAUGAAUCUAAAGAAUGCUAUACGUUGUCUCACAAACAUUUAUCUCUUAAAUCGUAUAUUGACAAAAUAAAAAGAACGAAGUUUGAGACAAGCAAUAUUUCAAGCGAUCAUGAAAGUGUAGAAACAUAUAAAAAUCAGGGUAGUUACGAAUCUGAAACACAACAAAAUUAA
Messenger RNA from Plasmodium berghei ANKA, 1041 nucleotides. RefSeq names its product conserved Plasmodium protein, unknown function. NCBI's taxonomy places the organism in Eukaryota, Apicomplexa, Aconoidasida, Haemosporida, Plasmodiidae. The transcript is spliced from 2 exons. The record is from RefSeq and is a predicted model, not a curated record. The coding region runs from base 1 to 1041 and encodes 346 amino acids.